Leptosia nina is the source of this 564-nucleotide messenger RNA. NCBI's taxonomy places the organism in Eukaryota, Metazoa, Arthropoda, Insecta, Lepidoptera, Pieridae. The record is from the annotation of a GenBank genome assembly.
AUGGCUGACAGUGGUCUCAAGAGGAAUAUUCCGAUCAAGCUGGGAGAUUUUUCAGUCAUCGACACCGAAUUCUCCAGCAUCAGGGAGCGGUUCGACGCCGAAAUGCGCAAAAUGGAAGAAGAAAUGAGCAAAUUCCGAUCGGAGUUAAUGAAUAGAGAGAGCAACAACUUCUUUAAGAGUACAACAAGUUCUACCACAUCAACACAACAUAGUGACAGCAGACAGUUAGCGGAACCAAGCCAUUGGGACAGCCUUAACUCACCGCUCAUCCAAGACGAAGGCGAUGGAAAAUCUCUGAAACUUCGUUUCGACGUCAGUCAGUACACACCAGAGGAAAUCGUGGUUAAGACCGUGGACAACAAAUUAUUGGUACACGCCAAGCACGAGGAGAAGUCAGAAACUAAGUCAGUGUACAGGGAGUACAACAGAGAGUUCCUAUUGCCAAAAGGCACAAACCCCGAGGCUAUCAAGUCCUCGCUCUCACGCGACGGUGUUCUGACGGUAGAAGCGCCCUUACCCCAACUGGCGAUCACCGACAGAAACAUACCCAUCCAGAAGCACUGA